Messenger RNA from Danio aesculapii, 6780 nucleotides. RefSeq names its product V-set domain-containing T-cell activation inhibitor 1. Bases 220 to 1026 code for a protein of 268 amino acids. Gene Ontology annotation, cellular component: external side of plasma membrane. The record is from RefSeq and is a predicted model, not a curated record. The transcript is spliced from 4 exons. Gene Ontology annotation, biological process: cell surface receptor signaling pathway; T cell costimulation; immune response. NCBI's taxonomy places the organism in Eukaryota, Metazoa, Chordata, Actinopteri, Cypriniformes, Danionidae.
GAUGCAGAUGUUUUAUUCGUUUUUACGAAUGUUUUCUGGUCGGAGCAAUGGAGGGGAGGUCGCCAGAAAUUUUUUCCCAAAGGAACGCAACCAGUAGUUUGAGACCACUCUUGAGUUUACCUGAGUAUAGCACUGAGUAACGCUACAGUUUUGCACAGUCUAUGAUCGAGCUGUUCUGCUUUUGCACGUUUCUUAUCAAAUCCUCACCGUCAGAAAACGAUGCUGUUUUUUCUUCUGCUGUGGACAUUACUGCGAUGUGCAGACCUGUUUUCCAUCACUGUGCCUUCAGAUCCUGUACUUGCUGUGCGUGGAGCGACGGCAUUGCUUUCAUGCCUGUUUGAGUCGGACUCGGACCCCUCGAAACUGGUGAUCACGUGGCAGCGGGUGGAAGACAUGCGGGUCGUCCACAGCUACUACCACCUGAAGGACCAGCUGGAGAGACAGAGUGCUGAUUAUAUCAAUCGUACACAGUUAAAUUACAACGAAAUUGCGAAGGGAAACGCAUCUCUGAGUAUAGCAACUUUUGGACUGAAGGAUGCUGGGAAAUACGAGUGCGUAGUGAGCAACACCAAAGGAACUGACAAAGGAACUUUACAACUCAAUUACGCAGCCAUUUAUUCAGAGCCAAGGUUAAGCAUCCAUCUCAAGUCCUCCAACGUGACGGUCCAGUACGAGACGGAGGGUUACCCACAGCCAGAGGUCAUGUGGUUCAAUUCAGGAGGGCAGAAUCUCACCAACCAUCAGGAAAUUUCGUCUGCAUCAGAUGAAGGCCUUUACUACCUUAAAAGCAGCUACGUGUCCCAGAAUCCAGAAUUAAACAUCACAUUUACGCUAAAAAACCCUGCUGCACAUCAGGAGCUACAGAGGCAUCUUAUCCUCAACUAUGAGGGAGGCCAAAGCUCCAGCUCAUCUGUUGCUGUUCUGUCUGUACUGUGCUUGUGUCUCCUAUUGUCAACCGGCGUUCUCUUAUACUUUUACUGUCGUGGCAAACCUGCACACAAGCCCAUGUUGAACAAUCAUCACUAAAAUGAAAUCCUGCUGAAAUGUAUUAACAACUACUGCUAAUCAUAAGUGCCUCCAACAACCGUUUUUUGUAUUUGAAACAUGCCUCUGCUGCUCUACUGCAUGUCAUUCCAAUAUGCAAGCGUUUAUGCUGAAAUGUGUGAUUUUUGUUGAGCCUUCAUGAAAAGAGUUAGGGAUGAGACGUGUUCAAUAAGGGGCCGUUCACACUGUUUUUUCUUGAGGAUUUUUAUGUUUGUGUCUUUAUGAAGUGAUUAUAUUUUUUAAACACAUUUCAUGUUAAAAAGAUUUGAACUUUUACAUGCAGUCACUCAUCAAUAUCAAUUCCAAAGCAGCGGACCAAUCAGAAGAACUCUGAGGUGGGGCCAGGUUUUGAGGUACUGUUUACAGCAGCAAGUUAGCAUUACAUUUUUUUUAUGUUAACAUGGUGGUGAAAGCAUUAUUUUAUGUUAAAGUUGCGUCCCAAAUCACAUACUUCUGCACAAUUCUAUGCCCUUUUGUAGAAUCAAUAGUGACGCACCAAAAAUUUGUGUGAACCUGUAUUUACCUUUAUAUAUAUUCGACAAAUAUUCGAAAUUACAUUGUUUUUAUAACCCUAUAGUGCAUACGCGCCCACAAUCCCGUUUUUCCCGGGAGUCUCCUGAAUUUUUCAGUUUUAGAGUUUGGGGGCCAUAAAUUUUUGACCUCCUUUAGUGCACUUUGCUAUUCUGGCUACCAUCAGAAGCCCUGGGGGCUGUUUCAUAAAAGUCACUUAGAAAAGCACAAUAGCAUUCACAUCUCACUGGGUGAAAAUGAAACUUUGAGGCGCGAUUGACUGGAACACAUUGAAAUUUCUCCCUUCUGACUUCAGUGCUGAAAUUCCCAAGCCUGAAUGUGUCUGGAACAGAGCAUUAUUAUUAUGCUGAAUCAGAACAAGCAUUCGUCUGUGAAGUGGUGUGAAAUGACAUGUCUCAGAUUUCUGACUUGCUUUCUGGCAGCGUUCUAGAUCGUAUUUCCUCUUACAAAGUAGAAAAACAUCUGGACUUUAUAAUAACUACACACUGUGACUCCUUUAUUUAGCAUUAGCAAAUAGUUAAUUCAUUAUUUGUUAUUAAUAUUAAUUUGUUGUUAAUUCAUUAUUCAUUAUAAGUAGUUUGUAAAUACAGCUACAAAUGCUGUAUUUUUGAGUUAUGAGAAUGACUUUUUUUGUCCCUGUAGGAGAGUUCAUUUACAGCAUACAUUCAACAGAGACAUCCGACGUUCCACAUUUGGCGUUUAUAUAAAUAAAUCAUUUAGAACCUAAAGUACCAUGAAACCCCUACUCCAAAUAAAUAUCCAAGAUAUCCAGUUCAAGCAACCAUAAAGGUUGAACAUUGUUUUUAUGAUGGUAUAAUGGUAUUGAAACUAAUACCAUUGCUAUUUUUAGAUCCCGCAGUAUACCAUAUCACUGAAUUUCCGCCCAAACCUUGUGCAUGUUAAAGGAUGCCUCUCAUAAUUGAGUACUUUUACAUGGACACCUGUUGGAGAGGCGGGACUUGACAUACCUGUCUAUCAUCCUCAUGACGCAGCAAAAAGCAGAGCUAUGCAGAGAAGCGCCCGCAGCUAUGGGAAAUGGCCUUAUCCUAUGUGCCUCUGUGUGCUAUUGUGUGCAUCUAUAACGAACUAGCCACACACACACGCCUAUACACACACCUCUUUAGUGUUCAAUAAACCAGUUUGAUUGACCUUAACUGCCUGAUCCACUCCUGUGUUCUGAUCGACACCCCAAGGGGAAGGCUAGAGAAAUUAGAACCUCCUCAGAAUACAAUCCUAACCUAAAAACCCAAUAGAUUGAAGUGCAGUACAGACAUUUUACCAAACUAUUACCAUUGUGUAGGAUUUUCACUGCAUUUUACGCCAGGAUAGUCUAUAAACACAGCAGUUUGACACUAUUUUCUGCAUUUAUCUAGUCAGUGAAGGACCACAGACACCUGCAUCACAAAAUGCGGAGGUGUUUUCCCCAUACGGUGAGCGGCCGACAGUGUGUAAUUUGGGACGCAACAUGUGUCAAGUUUGUAGAUUAAGUGUGUUCUGUGUGAAUGGCUCCUUAUGAUAGCUUCUUUGCAGUGUCAAGUUAAAACAUUCACUUUUUUUUAACAUUCACAUGCAGCCACUCUUCAAUAUCAGUGCCAAAGCAGUCGACCAAUCAGAAGAAUGCGGAGGCGGGGCCAACUUUAUGAGCUUCUGUUUACCCUCGUGCUCUAUGCUGCGAUUUCAUUAAUAUCAUUGCUGUAUUUCACAUUUUUAGACACAAGAUGCGUUGUGUUAAUGGCACUUAAGAGCUGCUUUUGAAUGCAUUUAAAAUGAUAUAUCCAACCAUAUUUGUGGACCAUAAAUAGUGUCAAAUAACACUAUUAGUUAUAUAUUUACUAUUAAUCAUUAUUACCUGUAGUUAUUAUUGUUUGGCACCAUAGAAACGACACAUUUCAGCUUUAAUUUUACAUAUAAGAUGGUUCUACAUCGAAGCAUUAGUGACCAUGUAAAUGUUCAUUUGUGUGUGUGUGAAAGAGAACACGUGGUCAUUUUAUGACUGUGGAUGCUUGAAGGAUUUUAUUGUGCACAGACUGACUGAAGAGGUUUACCUGCAACAUUGGCUCAUUCUGAAAACGUGCCCCUAUAUACAUUUCUGAAGAUCGCAAAUUAUGUAGCCAGAGGGACAUAUGGCUGCAUUACAGCUUUAAAACCCUAUGGGGCGCCGCUUAUGGACGGCUUUUCUGUGGUUAUCAGUUUCUGCAGGGGCUCACCACGUACGUCGGCGGACUUGUGACCUGGCGCGUAGUUGACAGUAGAUGUCUGCAUGGAAGUAAUUAUUUAGUCCUGUUCCUGCCAGGUUUUAUUCCACACCCGACUGCUCCAGCCGUAUAUUCAGUGUUUGUUCACCUGCUGCCUGCUAAAUUUAGAUCUGGUUUCCAAAAUCUCAUGUUUAAAUUGGGUACUACCAAAAGAGAAAGAAGGACUGGAGAUGGUGUGAGGGCAGGGGGGCAUGGUUGGGUGGAGAUGGUGUAUGGGGGAGGAGGGGGUUGAUAGGCGGCCAUUAUCUGUUUUCUCAGAGGAAGAAAAGCUGACAAAGCAUUGCUGUCAUGGAAAAAAUGACAAAGCACUGCAGUGUUUGUGUGUUCUGUGUUUGUCUGAGAUAAUUAGUCUACCGAAAUGUGUAUAUUCCUUACAAGCUGAAACUAAUCGGUCAAUUCUUGUCACGUGACUCGCGGUCACACUGCUUGUGCCUCCAUUGGAAGCAACGAACUUGUGCAAACUCUAGAAAGACAUAAUAUGCAAACGGCACCUAAAGCCGCCAUCAUUUGGGAUCUCCAGCAGUUGAUCUUCUAGCACAGACAUGGUGGAUUCACCUGAUUUGUUGACAAAUGGUUUGCGGAUCCAUUCUUUGGCAGUUUGUGGGUCCUUCACUGGGCUUCUUCUCCUAUGCAAAGAAACUUUCCAAAGACGUCUGUUUCUCACUCAUUUUGCUGCUUAUGGGUUAAAUUUGAGCGCUCAAAUGACUGAUGUAGGUGAGAGAAUACGGUCAUUUUUCGAAAUAAAAUAUCGUUCAGACUCAGAUAAUAAAUAAAACGGAAAUAAUCAGUGAUUUCUUAUGCAGCGGUACCAAUCAAUCCAGCCCGGUAGUUGAGGACCACAGCUCUAGUUGACAGAGACGAAGUUCGAGUCUGGUGAAGAACGGUUCCAGAAAGCAGGUAGGACAAAAGCCAACAAAUAAAAUAAACACGUAAAUAAUUAGCUUUUGAUUGCUUUUGAAAAUGGUCAGUUGGGUUUAGUGGGUUGUUCAGGUCAAUUGGUGCUUUUGAACACACUAAUGAUUGGGUUUAGGUGAAGGAGGAGGGUGGGUCAGCUGAUUCGUUGAUCAGUUAGUUAGUCGACAGUGGCCGCUGGUGGAUUUGCACAAGAAGAGCAGAAAUUUGAGAUCUGAAAAAGCGAACACAGUGGUCUUGGGCGGAUUCGCAAAAACAAAAACUGCAGAAUAAAAUGAAGCUCCUGGGACGUAUUUGGCGCUCUCCAGAAAUGUAGAUUGAGGUACGUAUUCAGAAUGAGCCUGGGUUGUUUAUUUUCAUUGUAGCAAAAUAAUAUUUAAUUUAAUAUUUACAUGUGAUAUAGUAACAGCGCAGCUCAAAAGUUUGGAAACAUUAACAUUUGGUACAACUUCUGCUCAGCAACACACUGUAAAGAAAAUGCAGAGUUCCACACAAUUCCUUCAAGUUGUCCCAACACAAAUCGAUUGUUAACUUACUCGUUUUUUCAAAUUUAAGUAAGUUGAAUAUAAAACAAUGAAGUUUUCCAAAAAACUGAAGAAUUCUGUAGUUUCAACUCAUUUUAAAUAAAUAGUUUGAAGUCAUAUUUGAGGGCAUCACGGUGGGUCAGUGGUUAACACUCUCGCCUCACAGCAAGAAGGUUGCUGGUUCAAGUCUCAUUUCUGUGCGUGUUCUCCCCGUGUUGCUGUGGGUUUCCUCCAAAGACAUGCACUAUAGGUUAAUUAAAUUAACUAAAUUGGCUGUAGUGUAUGAGUGUUUAUGGGUGUUUCCCAGAGCUGGGUUGCUGCUGAAAGAGCAUCCGCUGUGUAAAACAUAUACUGGAAGGUGGUUCAUUCCGCUGUGGCGGCCUCUAAAAUAGAGACUACGCCAAAGGGAAAUGAAUGGUCAAUUUUCAGUGUGUGAAAAACACAAUAACUAAUAUUCAAUUCACUUCAUCUUUAUUUCUUUAGUGCUUUUACAAUGUAGAUGGUGUCAAUGCACCUUAACAUAGAAGUUCUAGUUGAUUGAAACUGUCAGUCCAGUUUUCAGUGUUGAAGUUGAGUUUAGCGUGGUUGAAUUUUUAUUAAUGAAAGUCCAAAUACUGAACAGCAAAUCCAUCGAUGCGCAGCUCCACAAGCCUCAAAUCAAGCAAACCAGUGGCGAGGAACAAACUUCACCAAUUGACAAAAGUGAAGGAAAAAAGGAAAAUAAUAAGUGAUUUAACAUCAAAACUGAUUUUUAUAGUAUUUUGAUAAUAGUAAAAAGUUAUAAUAAUUAAUUCAUUGAUUUAUGAAGGAUUGUAUACGACGGUGGAAAUUCUGUUUUAACUUUACCUUUAAUAUUUAAUUUUAAAUAGUAUUGUCAAAUAAUGGUAAGGCUAAAAUAAUGUAAACAUUUUUUAAAUAAAUACAGCCUUAGUGAGCAGAAAAGAUCGAAAAACUUCAAUCAAGACAAAUUAUUCAAAAAAUAAUAAUUAAUAUUGCAAAAUCAGGACCAAAGCUGAUAUAAAUCAAUCAUUAUCCUGCAUCAGCAGUAUUUCUUUCUGCAUAGAUGAGUUUCUAGAUCAGAAAUAAAAGCAGUUAAAAGUCUAUUGAAAUGCUUUCAUUUUCUGUCAUGUUUCAUAGCAUUUUUUUAAUCAACACAAUUAAUAAAUCAUAAUUUAAAUUGCAAAAAUCAAGACCAAAGCUGAUAUAAAUCAAUCGUUAUUCUGCAUCAACAGUAUUUCUUUUUGUAUAGAUGAGUUUCUAGAUCAGAAAAUAAAAGCUUUUGAAUAAUAAUGUUGUAUAACUCGUUUCCUAAAAAUGUGCAUUUCUAGAAGGUAGAAACUUGCGAUGUUAGUUUACGAGGUAUUUCAUUCAUUUUUUUAUUAAUGUUUGUUCAAAUGUCGAUGAUAACGAAGAUCUCUGGCUGUUGUGUCUCAUGAAUUUGCAUUGCAGAAUAGGUGAUGGCUUUGACUUCUGUACCCUGAAACGCACAAAAAAAAUAAAAGCUUUACAAUCUC